AUGUCUGCAGCGCGGCGGCUCGCACCCACGCUCCCCAAGCUCCGGCCCCGCCGCCGCCUAUGCUCCUCCUCCUCCGCCGUCGCCGCCGGCUCCUCCGCUGCCCCGACCGCCGCGUCGCUCCUCGACGACCUCCUCUCCGGAACGGGCCCCACCGCAUCCGCGCUCACCCUCCUCCGCGACACGCCCUCCCUCUCCGCUGCGCUGUACUCUCUCCUCGCGGCGCCAGCCCACGCCCUCACACCCGCCUCGCUCGCGCUCCUCCUCUCCCUGCCCUCCCGCCACCGCCUCCCGCCGCCCUCCGCGCCGCUCCUGUCCGCGCUCCUGUCGAAGCUCCUCGCGCGCUUUCCUUCCCCCGAGCCAGCCGCGCGGCUCCUCGGUGCCUCCCUCGCCGCGGGCGCCCCCGCGCCGGAUGUCUUCGCGUUCAACUCCGUCCUCGCGGCGCUCGCUCGCGCCCGAGAUGUCCCCGGCAUGGCACAAGUCUACGCCUCGAUGCAGACCUCCUCCGUCCGGCCCGACGUCGUCACCUACAGCAUUAUCGUCAACGGCCUCUGCAAGGCUGGCCGCGUUGGUGACGCGCUCAGGAUGCUCGACGGCAUGUCUCGCCAGGAUUCAGAUAUCCGGCCAGAUGUCGUGACUUUGAACACUGUUGUAGAUGGUUUGUGCAAGAGUGGCCAGGUCCAGGAGGCUGUCGCGUUUGUGGAGCAGCGGAUGAGAAGCGUGCAUGGGUGUCCUCCUAACACGGUCACUUACAACUGCUUGAUUGAUGCAUUCUGCCGUGUGGGGAAUGUUUCAAUGGCCUAUGAGUUGGUAGGGAGGAUGGAGAAUAAGGGUGUGGCACAAAACAUUGUCACCCUGAACACAAUUGUCGGUGGCUUGUGCCGGGCUGGGAGAGCUGGAGCUGCACUCGAGUUCUUCAGGGAGAAAAGAACUGUGUGGACAGAAGCCAAGGGAAAUGCAGUGACUUACAGCACUUUGGUUGGGGCUUUCCUCCACUCCAACAAUAUUGGCAUGGCCAUGGCAUUGUUCCAUGAGAUGAUGACUGAAGGGCAUUCACCAGAUGCAAUCAUGUAUUUCACUAUGAUAUCAGGAUUGACACAAGCAGGACGUCUGGAGGAUGCUUGCUCUAUGGCUUCCUCAUUGAAGAAAGCAGGCUUUAAGCUGGAUGCAAAGGCAUACAACAUUUUGAUUGCUGGAUUUUGCAGGAAGAAGAGGUUGCAUGAGGCUUAUGAACUUCUUCAGGAAAUGAAGGAGGUUGGUCUUCAGCCAGAUGUCUGCACCUACAAUACUUUGUUGUCUGGUUCAUGCAAGGCAGGGGAUUUCACAGCUGUGGAUGAAUUAUUGGGAAAGAUGAUCGAUGAUGGUUGUCAGCCUUCUGUGGUAACUUUUGGUACACUUGUACAUGGAUAUUGCAAAGCUGGUAAAAUUGAUGAGGCAUUGAGGAUUUUAAGGUCUAUGGAUGAAUCUGGUAUUCAUCCCAGCACCGUGAUAUACAAUACUCUCAUUGACUUCCUCGGCAAGAGCGGAGAUGCUGAUUUAGCCAUUCAGCUGUUUGAUGAGAUGAAGGAGAAGCAUGUGCCUGCAAAUGUAACAACCUUUAAUGCACUGUUGAAGGGACUUCGUGAUAAGAACAUGCCCGAAAAGGCUUUUGAACUUAUGGACCAGAUGAGGGAAGAGAGGUGCUUUCCUGAUUAUGUGACCGUGGAUGUUCUCAUGGAAUGGUUGCCUGUCAUUGGUGAAACAGAACGGUUGAAGCGUUUCAUGCAGCAAAGUGAGCAUACUGCAGCCAAAAGGGGAGUUCGUGACAGAAUCUCAGCUCAGUAGGCACUGUGAAAUGUGUCAUGCUACUCAGAAUGGAGGGGAAGCAUGACUUUUUCUUCAGAUAAUUCAUAUCAAGGUGACCUGGCUAAGGGGUGCAUUUUUUCAUGAAGGACAAUUGAUCCAGGAACAAUGCAUUUAAUCAGCUAAUUUUAUCUGCCUUGGUACUCUGGGCCCUGUGACUUCCUGAUCAAUAAGUUGAAUGCAGUGAAGAAAAGGGUACAAAUCUGUGUUAAAAAAUGGCUUCACAAUUACAGCUCUAUAACGCGUGCUCUAUGGCUCAUCAUCACCAAAGUGCACAAAACGCAGACAGUAACAUGCAGCUGUAGAGUGAAGUCCAGUGAAGCAGUAAUAUUUCAACAUGGGAGGCUGGCGGUGGUACACUUCUAUAGUUCUAUGUAUAUAUUGAAUUGAUGACAGCCAUGCACGACUUGCUCCUGCCCUGUGUUUCUGCCAUUACUACAAAGUCAUCAGCUACUAACCAUCAGUUACCAAGCGUGUAUGGAAGACAACAGAAGCCAAACUGGCAUGAUUUUGGCAUCCUGUUUCCCUCGUCGGUGCUGAAGCAAUCUCAUGGUCAGGGAGGUGUGCAUGUUUUAUCCCUCAGAAUCAUGAAAUCCCAUAAAUGAAGAGAGAUUGGGCAGCAUUAAUUAAUUGCGGACUUUUCUGUAUUACUUGUUCCGCGGGGAGGUGACAAUUUGGCAAUGGAAUGCGUCCAUCCUGGAAAUGAAGCUGGAAUGAGACGGUCAACUGUAACAACGACAGAGUCUCAUCCAGGAUAUUUUUCACUGUGCAGAGCUGCUUGAUUGCUACUGUGUACUCCAGUAUCUCCCUGUAGAAAAAUGCUUCAGGGUGGGCAGCAUCUAUCUUGACCCUAUGGGCUUUGGCUUGUUUGCGAGUUUUGGAGGGAAAUGGUCGAGGAAAAUUGUUGCUGUGCCUGCGACCUAGUGCUACUUAUCGCCAAGUCAAAUUGUCCAGCCAUGCAGCACUGGGAAAAUUCAUGGCCCAUCACGCAGGCAGGAAGGCAGAGAUCGAGUUGUACAAGUCACAAUCUCCUCUUUGUCUGAAGUGGUCAUAGGUUUGCUUUAUGCCUUAAACGUGUCACAAGGGGCCAUUGUCAGGUCAAAUAUCAUCCACGUACACAGUAAUUAUCACUACUGUGAUUUUUUUUCGUGUAUAAUUAGGGUUUGAAAACCAGUGUUAAGUGAUGAUUAACUGACAUGUAUGCAUUGUCAGAUUUCGUGCUCCUCUCGAACUCUGGCAAGUUUCAAAAAUA
Molecule: messenger RNA, 3091 nt
Organism: Oryza brachyantha (malo sina)
Lineage: Eukaryota; Viridiplantae; Streptophyta; Magnoliopsida; Poales; Poaceae
Product: pentatricopeptide repeat-containing protein At3g61520, mitochondrial-like
Exons: 4
Coding region: 1-1821 (606 amino acids)
Molecular function (GO): protein binding
Source: RefSeq, a predicted model, not a curated record